AUGGAAUCCAUGGCCGUAGAUCCCGAGUCGGAACCGGAGCUCGAACUCGAUGAAGGAGGAGAUCUGGAGAAAUUGGAGUCAGAUUUGAAGCAGAUGGCUAUGAAGAUUUCCGACUACAGGCAAACCCUACCGGAUCAUCUCAGGAACACACUCGAUUCUGCUCUUUCCUCUCAUAGACCCGCUUUCCCCACCAUCCAUUCCGGGUCGGAUCCUCUACCUUCCUCACGCCUCACUCUUGCAGUCGCAGAAACACGAGUACCCGUUGUGUUGGGAACUAAAGAGCAAGACUUUGAAGAGAAAAUGAUUCAGCUCAAGGAAAGAAUGUCGAGGAACGCUGCGAGUAUACCUAAAGUUGUAAAGAGAGUGCGAGAGUGUAUAGAUGGGAUCAACAAACUCGAUUCUUUGGACGGAACCAUUCACCCGGCUUUCAGAAGACGAAGAAUUAACUGA
Arabis nemorensis is the source of this 450-nucleotide messenger RNA. The record is from the annotation of a GenBank genome assembly. NCBI's taxonomy places the organism in Eukaryota, Viridiplantae, Streptophyta, Magnoliopsida, Brassicales, Brassicaceae.